CUGGAAUAUAUAUUAUGGCUUGUGCUUGGCCGGAUGCGAGGCUAUAUAAACCUUAAUAUAGCUAGUGCAGAGAUCAUCCACCAGUGUAUAGCGUGUCCUUGAAGGAAACCAGCUGAUAAAAAAUGGAGGUUGAAAUUACUUCCAAAGAGUGCAUCAAACCCUCUUCCUCAACACCCUCAAACUUGAAAACCCGCAAUCUCUCCCUCUUGGACUACGAUGCAUUGCCUCCAGCGAUGGGUACCACCAAUUUUUCCAAGCCUUUUCUCUAUCCAAGUAAGCGUAUUGCAAGGAGAUUUGUGUUUGAUGCAUCAGCCAUUACAUCACUUACGGCCAAAACAAGCAGCUCAAGCCUAAGGCAUUUGCUCUCCUUUACUUCCCAUCCAUGUGGGACUAAGAAGGAGCACGGCCAACAGCAAAACCCCACGAGAGUUGAGGUAGUCACUGCACUCCUAGAUAAAUGCAUGAGGGCUGCCUCCAAGGCAGCAUCCGGUAUGCAGAGACCAGCUAUUAUUACACAUGCAGUGAAUUUGCGCCAAAGAGCGGUUACUCCACUCCGAGAAACUUUUAUGGGAAACAUUGUUUGGUCAGUUGGUGCAUUGUGCAUGCAGGGUGAUCAAGAGACGGACUUACCUUUCGUGAUUACAAAUCUCAGAGAAGCAAUAACGAAAAUCGAUGACGACUUUUACAAGUCAUGGGAUGGAUCUUGGUGUAACUUUGGUCUCUAUGACAUUGAUUUUGGGUGGGGAAAGCCCGUGUGGAUAGGCAACGUUGGUUUAAGCGAGGGUACUGAGAGUUGGAUCCCAAAUUUGAUAGUGUUGAUGGACACCAAAACCAGCGGUGGAAUAGAAGCAUGGGUGUGGUUGGACAAAGAAAACAUGGUCAUCCCAGUCCCAUGAACUACACAAUUCGUGUAUUUCUCAUCCAUUCCAUGUAUAUCAUGGUUGUCCUACUUCCACGUUGCUAGCUGGUUUCAUCAUAUCGA
This is a messenger RNA of Carya illinoinensis, 982 nucleotides long. RefSeq names its product vinorine synthase-like. NCBI's taxonomy places the organism in Eukaryota, Viridiplantae, Streptophyta, Magnoliopsida, Fagales, Juglandaceae. The transcript has 4 exons. The coding region runs from base 123 to 896 and encodes 257 amino acids. The record is from RefSeq and is a predicted model, not a curated record.